GGCGGAGUUUGAGCCAAAAUGAGGGAAAAUAAGAACAUGUCCGAGACCCCCUCUCAAGCGGGAAAAGAAAUACCGGCGAAAAAACAAAAACUAAGCAGUGACGAGAACAGUAACCCCGAUUUAUCAGGAGACGAGAAUGAUGAUGCUGUCAGUGUUGAAAGUGGGACCCACGCAGAGCGCCCGGACACCCCCACCAACACGGCCAACGCCCCAGGCAGAAAGAGCUGGGGCAAGGGCAAGUGGAAGUCCAAGAAGUGCAGAUAUUCUUUUAAAUGUGUCAACAGCCUGAGGGAAGACCAUGGACAGCCGCUGUUUGGCGUCCAGUUUAACUGGCACAGCAAGGAGGGAGACCCGCUGGUGUUUGCCACAGUAGGGGAGUAACAGGUGCUUUCUUUUCUUCACCAGGUAACUCUUUAUGAAUGUCACUCUCAGGGAGAAAUAAGACUAUUGCAGUCUUACGUGGAUGCAGAUACAGAUGAGAACUUCUAUACGUGUGCCUGGACCUACAACACCAACACAAACCAUCCUCUGCUGGCCGUGGCCGGGUCCCGCGGAAUCAUCCGGGUGAUCAACCACAUCACAAUGCAGUGUAUCAAGCAUUAUGUAGGUCACGGAAAUGCCAUCAAUGAGCUCAAGUUUCAUCCAAGGGAUCCAAAUCUCCUCCUGUCGGUCAGCAAAGAUCAUGCCCUCCGUCUAUGGAACAUACAGACGGAUACGUUAGUGGCGAUAUUUGGCGGCGUGGAAGGGCAUCGAGAUGAAGUCCUGAGUGCUGAUUUUGAUCUACUUGGCGAAAAGAUAAUGUCUUGUGGGAUGGACCACUCCUUAAAACUUUGGCGAAUCAAUUCAGAGAGGAUGCAGAUAGCCAUCCGAGGGUCUUAUGAGUACAACCCCUCCAAGACCAACAGGCCUUUCGUUUCACAGAAAAUUCACUUCCCGGAUUUCUCAACACGAGACAUCCACAGGAACUACGUGGACUGUGUGCGGUGGCUCGGGGAUCUCAUUCUCUCCAAGUCCUGUGAGAAUGCCAUUGUCUGCUGGAAACCAGGAAAGAUGGAGGACGACCUCGAUCACAUUAAACCCAACGAGUCAAACGUGACGAUUCUGGGACGCUUCGACUACAGCCAGUGUGACAUCUGGUACAUGCGCUUCUCCAUGGACUUCUGGCAGAAGAUGCUGGCUCUGGGGAACCAGGUGGGGAAACUCUAUGUGUGGGACCUGGAAGUGGAAGACCCUCACAAAGCAAAGUGCAUCACACUGACCCUCCCCAAAUGCACCUCGGCCAUCCGGCAGACCAGCUUCAGCCGCGACAGCAGCAUUUUGAUCGCCGUGUGUGACGACGCCUCCAUCUGGCGCUGGGAUCGACAGCGCUGAACAGAUUCACCCGAAGAAAUUAUUUGUAGUUCUUGUUGCUCCCACAUGUCCUAAAUGUUAGCCCUGCUGUACCAAAAUACAGCAUUUCUUUUCAAAUGGGAGAUAAAUCAUGCCGAGGCCAGAUGAGAUGAUUCUGCUGGUUUGCAUUUCCUGUUUGUCUCCUGCCGGAUGUUUGAGAACAGGGAAGAUUUUCUAACCAGCAAAACACCAGUGUUACUCGCUUUUCCUUUUUGAAGAGAACAUUGUUGUGUAAAAGAAAAGAGAAGGACUUUGUUCCAAACCAUAGAGGAAUAUUUUAGAUAGGACAAGGUUAAGGAUGAGCAUGUUGGUGAAAUAUUCAACUGUGCCUUCUUCAUUUCUAUGCAGUCUUUGAAGUGAAAUCAUCUCAUUCAACUGGCUGAUUUUUGUUUUAGGAAAUGCUUUUAUUGGCACCAAAGAUAGACGUUCUUUACAGCGUGCCACAAUUUGAAUUCCCCAGUUCAGACAAAAAGAAAUGAAGAUUUUUGUCCUAUAGUUUUUACAUUCCUUUGCAUCUUCUUUUCAAAAACCUCCUGGUUUGCUUUGAUGUCCCCUUUUCCCCACAAACGUACACUUUGACUGUUGUUGCAUCAUUUACAGUGAUACUAGAGGCUUUGAGUAAAUAAAAUGUAUUUUGUAAAUA
This is a messenger RNA of Gymnodraco acuticeps, 2032 nucleotides long. It is a transcript of the gene eed, whose product is annotated as embryonic ectoderm development. Gene Ontology annotation, molecular function: protein binding; nucleosome binding. The transcript has 12 exons. Gene Ontology annotation, biological process: negative regulation of transcription by RNA polymerase II. NCBI's taxonomy places the organism in Eukaryota, Metazoa, Chordata, Actinopteri, Perciformes, Bathydraconidae. The record is from RefSeq and is a predicted model, not a curated record. Gene Ontology annotation, cellular component: ESC/E(Z) complex.